UCCCACGGUAACAGACAACACAAAACCAACAGACACGGUGACGACACAUGAACAAUGUCCUACCAAAGGUUUUUCAGUCGUCUCUCUAAAGAGGAACAGGACUUCUAUGAAACUAAAUACGCAGCUGCAGAGUUUUACCGGGUUAACAGAGUCCCGAAGAUGGAGAGAGCUCUGAAUGAGCUCUUCCUCCAAAAGCCUGAGGACGUUCACGGUUAUCUGGCGGAUUACUUUGCAAGCCUUUCUGCACCACCAAGGAUAAACAGACUGAAAGGAAGAGAGGUGUAUGAUACAAGAGGACAACUAUCCAUUGAGGUGGAGGUCUUCUGCAUUGUUUGCAACAAGGAAAAGAGCAUAUCCUCAGCUGCUGUCUCCAGCUACUUUGGGCCAAAGGAAACUUCACUGGACUGGAAAGCUGGGAGUCAGAGGGCUGACCAUGUGAUGACUGCUGUCCAAUGGAUCAAUGAACCUCUGAACCACAUGCUGAAGGGCAAAAACCCCUGUGACCAAACAGAAGUUGACCAUGCACUCAGCGAUUUCUUCAUGGCCCACUAUCUGGAGGAGAAAGACAUCCACAGCAGGGAGAAGGAGGAGAGUCGUUCACCCAGCGAGUCUGAGUUGGUGCUUUUUUCUGCACCACCUGCACAGACUAAAGACAAAAAGAAUGUUGAUAAAGCUAAAAGGAGCACCACUUCAGAGAAGCCAUUUCCUCCAGCAGAGCCACCAGAACCAGUUCUGCUUGGUAGUUUGGCCAUUGGUUCAGUCUCUCUUGCUGUUGCCAGAGCCGGGGCAGUAUUACAGGGCAUCCCUCUUUACAAAUACAUCGCAGCUCUAAGGAACCAAGAGACUCCAACACAGUUUCACAUUCCCGUCUCCUUGGUAACUUUGCUGAGCUGUGGGAAGACUUCUCCUGGAAAACUGAGUUUACUGGAGGAAGUCAUCCUGAUCCCCAGAGUAGGACAACGGGUCAAACAAAUCAUCACAAUGACCCUUGAGAUACAGAAGGAGAUGAUGAGAAUAAUGAACACUUCAACAAAAGCUGGGGCCACUCAGGCAAUUCUGCAUGACAGUGGAGCGCUGGCUCUGGGCUAUGAGAAACCUGAACAGCCUCUGGAUCUGAUCACUGAAGCCUGUGCUAACCUUGGACUGGCACUGGGAACAGAGAUCCAUUUAGCAGUAAACUGUGCUGCCCAUGAGCUAAUGGAUUAUUCUAAAGGAAAAUAUGAAGUUGCAACAGGAAUUUUGAAGUCUCCGGAUGAAUUAGUGGACAUGUACCAAACUAUCAUCAACAAAUAUCCAGCAGUGGUAGCUUUAAUCGACCCAUUUAGGAGAGAGGAUAUAGAUCAGUGGGAGAAGCUGAGCAAUGUGAUUGGAGAUUCAUGUUCGCUUCUCGCUGACAUGACUUGCAAGUCAAAGGCCCCAUCCCUUCUGGGAGUCAGUGGUCGCAUAUUAAAACACAUCAACGAGACAACAGUCAGUGAUUUGGUCCUCAUCACAUCAGAUCACCAAGGUUCACUGUUAAUGGCUACAACAAGCAGUGAGCCCAGCAGUGGUGACUCUUUGUCAGAUAUAGCUGUGGGUUUGGGGCUGGACUAUAUCAAACUGGGAGGUCUGAGCGGUGCUGAGAGGAUGACUAAAUACAACCGGCUGAUUUCUAUAGAGGAAGAACUGGCCCAACAAGGAAUCCUGGUCUCCAAGGAGAAGCACUCCCCUCCACUGUUCACUGAAAAACUACAAGAGCAGUCCAACACUGCAGACGUGGCCUGAAGGAAUACAGCUCACAGCUUCUGAUUCUAUCAAGAAAAUAUGACUGAUUUAAACAAGUCUUCAUAACUAUAUAUGACAGCUGCCACAUUAUAAUUUACUUUGAUAAUUCAAUUCUGCUGUAAUCACUUACUUUCAGGUCAUCAUUUCACUUUUAAAAUCUAUUAUGCUGAUUAUAAACAUUAUAAAGUGCAUUAAACUAGUGUUGCCAUUCUGUUUUAUUUCAAAACUGGUAAAAAAGAAAAAAAAAUCAAUAUGAAGCUAUUCAGAGAUAGGGUAAGUGGGUAAACACGACCUUCGGUAAAGCAGUUUAUAAAACCUUC
This is a messenger RNA of Lates calcarifer (barramundi perch), 2084 nucleotides long. Its product is annotated as enolase 4-like. The record is from RefSeq and is a predicted model, not a curated record. Lineage: Eukaryota; Metazoa; Chordata; Actinopteri; Centropomidae. Gene Ontology annotation, biological process: glycolytic process. Gene Ontology annotation, molecular function: phosphopyruvate hydratase activity; magnesium ion binding. Gene Ontology annotation, cellular component: phosphopyruvate hydratase complex.